ACAGCUGAGCUGGAGCGCGAGCCGUCAGCGGCUGCACAGUGAGAAGUCUAUUCUGCUUUAUCUUUCAGUUUCAGGACAGCACUGUCAUCACUGAGGACUUAAAUGCGUUGAGCAGUUAUUACGUCAGAUGGGAAACGCUCUAUAACCACACCAGCAUCAUCUGUCUGCUGCCAUGACGACGGGCUGCAGCAGCCACUUUCCCGAGGUGUUAAUGGACCAUUCGGAUACUACACCUCUCAGAAGCUCUACGGGCCAUGAGCUUGCUCCAAUGGAGGGCUCAGACUUCUGUGAACCCGCCCUUCCAGGAAAAGCUAUGGACUCUGAGACAAAUCUAGUGACUGAGGAGGCACAGUAUUGGAAACACAUGGCAGCAAAGGAUGGACAACUAAUGAACAGUGCAGUAUUAGCCAAACAGAGUGCUCUAGUGGAGAGACCCAUGUGUAGGAUCUGCCAUGACGGAGGGGGACAGGAGGAGCUGCUGUCCCCGUGCGAGUGCGCAGGGACGCUGGGGACCAUCCACCGCAGCUGCUUGGAGCACUGGCUCUCGGCCUCUAGCACCAGCUUCUGUGAGCUCUGCCAUUUCCAGUUCAGCGUGCAGCGCAAGGCACGACCUCUCCUCGAGUGGCUCCGUAACCCAGGGCUGCGUCAGGAGAAGCGCACGCUGUUCGGCGACAUGGUGUGUUUCCUGCUCAUCACGCCAUUAGCCACCAUCUCAGGCUGGCUGUGUCUUCGGGGAGCUGUGGAUCAUCUUCACUUCUCCAGCAGACUGGAAGCUGUUGGCCUGAUCGCUCUCACUGUAGCUCUCUUCACCAUUUACCUCUUCUGGACACUGGUGUCUCUCAGGUACCACUGCCGUCUGUACAACGAAUGGCGUCAAGCUAAUCAAAGAGUGGUGCUUCUGCUUCCCAAGUCCCACAGCGAGUCGUUAGGAAAUCCGUCAGUGACGGGCCUGCUGAGCGUAAAACGACCGUCCAAAGAAUCUAUAGUGUGACUGCGUAUUUUCUACUUGAACUAUAAACGCUGUACAGAGGAUUAUCCUGAGAGGAAAGGCCAAGGACUGAGUGAAAAAACAGUGAUGACACUGAUUGUCCUGUUUAAUUUUAAAAAUGCUACUGAGGAACUAUGGACGUGUUUAAAGGAAACCAUUUGCUUGUGGACUUUAUGUUAGCAAGUUUGCUAACGUUAACUCUGGAUGGACUAUAUACUACAAUUUGUCUUGUUGAUUACACAACAGUAUCUGUAACUUUUUCUGUUUUGUUUCUUGACUUUUGAUUUCUUUUAGGCAGAUGUAGUCUGCUACAGAUUCAUUUAUUUCUGAGAGAAACUUGCUCACUUUUUGUCAUUCUUUUUUUUUUUUUUUGGUUGUAAGUUUCUUACUCGAAAAGGAGAUUUUGUAAUUUGUAAAUGGAACACAUGUAAUGUUGUUAGGUAAGUGUUGUACAGUAAUGGAAUCUGCAAUAUCCACCAAUCAGCCAUCACAUGAAAACCACUGACAGGUUAAGUAAUUUACAUUAAUUAUCUCAUUCCAGUGGCACCUCUAUAGGGCUGGUGUAUAUAAGGUAGCAGGUGAACAUUCAGUUUUUGAAGCUGGCCAAUGGAAGCGAUGUGAUGCUCUAAGCAAUGUUCUACUGAAAUUACCACCUAUGUAAAAAUUGUAGACCAAGUACAACCCUCAUGGCAACAGUAUCCCCUAAUGGCAGGGGCAUCUUUCAGCAGGAUAAUGCAGCAUGCCACACUGCAAAGCAUGUUCAGGAACAAUUUCAGGAACAUAAAAAUGUGUUCAAGAUGGUAACUUGGCUUUGAAAUUCCCAAAAUCGAAAGUCCUAUCGAUGAAGGCCCAACCGUUGCAACUUACAAGACUUAAGGGAUUUCCUGCUUACGUCCUGGAACCAGACGCCACAGCACAACUUCAGAGUUCUUGUGGAAUUCAUGCCUCUACCAGAUCAAGGCUGUUUUGACAGCACCAUUGGGACAUAUUUAUAUUUUAAACAGCUGUCUGAUGUCUGGUGCCUUUUAACGCUAUGCCUGGUCAGUGUUUGCAUUUUCCAUUGUAAAUUUUCAAGUUAUAAUUUGUGCUGAAGUAUCUCAAUAUCAGUAAAAUACCACGUCAGGGGAGAUUUUUAAUUAACCUUACAGCUUUUGUUAUGGUUUCGAGUGUUUGAUCUGAUAAUAAAUGUCACCUAAAAACUGUAAUAGCUUAUUAUACGUAUGAUUUAAAUCAAGUUAAACACAAAAAAAAAAAACUUUCUCCCACUUGACAGAUUUGUAUAGGUGAUACAAAUAUCGGUACAAUAUAUUGGUGCCUAAAGACCAAUUUUUAAAGAAAAAUUAUAUUUAGAUGCAAUAUUUUUUUCUUCUCACAGUCACUGGCCGAGGAAUGAAGCUGAGGAAGAGAUGAGUAAUAAAAAUUAUUUCAGUUUCUGUGAGGGGGUGAAACGGGUGCCUAAGCAUGUUGCUAGUUUUGAUUCUUAUGGGAAUAACUGAUAUCACUGACACAUUCGGGCCUGAGUCAAACUAUCUUUAAAAAUCAGCUAAAAGAAAAUAUGACGUUUUUAGAUCAGUCAUGAUGAGAAAACGAACAUCAUUCUCACCUGAGAAGUGAACAGUUUCUACAAGCUAAAGCUAAUUGGAGGCAACUACAGUUCUUAUAUCAACAUAAAGAAACUUAGCUUUUUCUAAGUUUGGACUAUAUAAACCUCCAGGGAAAAAAAAACUUACAGAAAAUAAGCUGGUAAUAAAUUUUGAUAAUUACCCAAUUUGAUUUAAGAAUGUUUGUUUGUCCU
Molecule: messenger RNA, 2783 nt
Organism: Clarias gariepinus (North African catfish)
Lineage: Eukaryota; Metazoa; Chordata; Actinopteri; Siluriformes; Clariidae
Product: E3 ubiquitin-protein ligase MARCHF3-like
Exons: 5
Coding region: 173-991 (272 amino acids)
Biological process (GO): protein ubiquitination
Molecular function (GO): ubiquitin-protein transferase activity; zinc ion binding
Source: RefSeq, a predicted model, not a curated record